CCCAGCCUGUUAACCAACUACCAAACACUUAAAUUUCUCGUACUUUAAGUUUUCAAUAGUAAAUUAAUUAUAAGCUAAAAGUAGCGCCAGAGCAAUUUACAAAAACAACACUUACAAAAAUGGGUGCAACACGCGACAAGCCACGCAUCAAUGUAAGCCUCAUCUCGCUCAAAGUGGUGGUGUUUUUUGUCAUUAGUGGCAUUACCGUGCUCCAUGUGCUACACGCCAACAUACCACUCCUGCUCGGCUUGAAUUUCAACGAGUAUCGUCGCAUAAGCAUUAUUGCGCCUUUUGUCUCGAUAAUCGGUCCACUGAUUGCCGGUCCACUCGCCGAUCGUUUGGCUGCCAAGAAUGCCACUAAUUUCGGACGCAUUCUUCGCUUCCUCACUGCCCUUUUCCUAGUACUCGCUGCCAUCGUGUACGCUUGUCUCUUCGCCAUACCCGAAGUGCAAAGAGAGGAGGCACGUCGUCCGUUGGUUAGCUUCGGUUGUGAUUUUAAUGGCGCGGUCAUAUUUCAGGAACGCUGCUCAAAAGAGGCCACCUGCCAUCAUUGGAACGCGAAGAUGGGCAAUGUAAAUUUGACACGUUGCACCUAUACCUGCCAAGAUCCCACGAAAUAUGAGAAUAUGUAUACACCAUGGUUUGAAGGUGUACCCACGCCUUUGCCCUCCACGGAGCAUAGUUCGGAGUUUGAUUAUGAAGAUGAAUCGGUUGCCACAUCAACGGAAAGUUUGCGCGUCAAACGUGCAGUUGGCGGUUCGGCUGAGUAUGGCGGCGAGCUAUUGAGCGCUGAGGUUCAACAACAGCAACAACAACGUGCUAGUCGCGCUGCACGUGAUGCCGGCGAUGCCACGCCUAUGAAGAUCUAUGUAGAGCCACCACAUUUGUGCCUCACCCAAAAGACGGACAGCGGUGAGACUGUGGUGAAGAACUGUCAUGUUUACACGCACGACACGAAUAACAUUGUAGUGCAUUCAGUUCUACGUGCAGCUGAUAGUAACAAUGAUAAUGACACGCACAGCGACGACUGGUGCAAAUAUCCUUUGGAUGGCUUCCAGUGCAACAUACCCACCGCACAGGUUGAAUACAUGAUUGGGCUCAAGAAUGGCAGCGCUUGCAAACCGAUGAUUGAAUGUCAAGUGAUUGAUCCUUACGACAGCAAAGGCAGUGUACUGGCCGAUAGUGAAUGCAUUAAAAUUACUGGAGACUUGGAUGCCACAUUGGGCGGCUACACUGCCAUCCGCUUGUUGGGCGAUAUUUUCGUGUUGGCCGCAUUUACACUCCUCAAUACCGCCAUCGUUAUUGCAGUACGCGAAACCUCCGAAGGACGUGGCGAGGUGUGCCGUCAGUAUGCCUGGGGUGCUAUUGGUUAUGUCAUCUUCUUUUCCCCCAACUUUUUAUUUGGCUUUUCCGAUGAAUCGAAAUAUGAUGCCACUGUGACGAUAGCACUAAUCCUUGUCAUUGUGUGUCUGCUCAUCGGUGCAUUAGUGCUGCUCCUUGCCUCGCAAAUGCCGCUCAGCCCACCAGAAUGGUGGUGGCACACAAAGACAGGCAUGUUGGUCUAUCCCAUGUCGGCAAUACGCCGCUAUAGCCCUGAAAUUUUCUUACUUACUCUUGUUGCCAUACUAUUUGGCACAUUCUGGAGUAGCAUUCACAGUUAUCUCCGGUGGGCAUUCAACGAUGAGUAUGCGGUGACCUAUUCCGGUUUGAUCUUGGUAUUGGUGCUGUUUUUCAAUGUGGACAAAUUCAUCGAAUAUUGCGGACAUUCGAAUAUCUUUAUCGCCGGCUUUGCGGUAUUCAUCAUACGCUUCACUGCGCUGAGCUGCGAAAUCACAUGGCUGACCCAUGUCAUGCAGGUUAUUGAGCCGGUCGUCAUUGGAGCUGUGUGGAUAACGAUUAUACUGUAUAUGCGGCAUGCAAUGCCCAGGAAGUUGACAGCGACCGGACAGGCUGUGGCUGUGUUGGCCUUUUUCGGCAUUGGCAAAGGUUUGGGCGCCAUCAUUGGCUUGGCGCGCGACGAUAAGGUGCCUCAAUGGGGUUCAGAGGAGAUCCAUCAAUGGCUGGCCAUUGCCGCUUGCAGCAUUGCAGUCAUUUAUUUCAUCAUUUACAAUUUGAUUUUGGCGCCACGUUGUACUGCCAAAUCGCAGCAUAUUGAAGAGUUGAUUUCCGGUUCGGCAUCGCAUAACUUCAGCAAUGGCACCGGCAAUGGAGCAGGCAGCACCGGACAAGGUAACACCAGCGCUGGUGCGGCGUUGAAUGGGAACUCGAAUUAUUCGCCGCUACGCGUGUACCAUAAUGAACGAGGGAAGUUGGGACAAUUUAGAUUUUAAAUUCAACUAUGCGCUUC
Anastrepha obliqua is the source of this 2347-nucleotide messenger RNA. RefSeq lists its product as uncharacterized. Gene Ontology annotation, cellular component: membrane. The transcript is spliced from 5 exons. Bases 120 to 2330 code for a protein of 736 amino acids. NCBI's taxonomy places the organism in Eukaryota, Metazoa, Arthropoda, Insecta, Diptera, Tephritidae. The record is from RefSeq and is a predicted model, not a curated record.